This is a messenger RNA of Gadus morhua (Atlantic cod), 1958 nucleotides long. Its product is annotated as pyruvate dehydrogenase (acetyl-transferring) kinase isozyme 3, mitochondrial. Gene Ontology annotation, molecular function: pyruvate dehydrogenase (acetyl-transferring) kinase activity. The record is from RefSeq and is a predicted model, not a curated record. Gene Ontology annotation, biological process: regulation of glucose metabolic process; protein phosphorylation. Lineage: Eukaryota; Metazoa; Chordata; Actinopteri; Gadiformes; Gadidae. The transcript is spliced from 11 exons. Bases 721 to 1938 code for a protein of 405 amino acids. Gene Ontology annotation, cellular component: mitochondrion.
UAGAGGUAGCAAUACUCCCCGUCGCGCAAUGACGUCCGUUAGGAAAAGUGGAGUCGAAUUCAUUUUUACACAGCGCUGUCUUUUCUAUGUUCGAAAGGAAGCACAUUUUCAUCUCUCCUCGACCCGAUAACGUUCUCCACAAAGGUUAAGUAAAGGAGGCAUAAAGGUUAGGAGAUUUGACUAUUCGUAGAGGAAUUGGGCCACAGCUAAGGAGUCUCACCGCGUCCGCCAUCUUGUCGUCACGUGACAGCACUUGGACGUUGGAUGUCCAUGUCCUACAGGCUGCAGCGAGACCUUGCUCGAAAAAACAGAGUAGAGACUCUCAUGGGUAAAGUAGGUUUAGCGGAGGAGUGACACGCCCUUCCACCAAUCGGUUCAUCGUACAACAUUGUCACUUCUGGGUUCUAAGCCAAUGGUGUUCCUCUGUCAACAGUGCAAUCCAUCCUAAAGAGUGGUUGCCUUUAGCUUAGACUACGUGAUGUGCAACGCGUAUGCAACAAUGUUGUGCCAGUGUAUCUUUAACCCGUUGUUUUAUUCCGAAAUUUAACCCCUCGACCCGUCAGGACCUAGUCGCGCGGCCAACCCGAGCUCCUCUCAGAUGUGGACGCAGACAGGACCCGACGCGCGUCGUUGUCACUGUUGUUUUGAUGAGAAGGUGGUCGGGAGGUAAGGAUCGCGUUGUUUCACAGACGGGGUCCCCGUCCUCAUCAACUUUUCAAGAUGAGGGUCUUCUUUGCUCUUCUGAAACACAACAACCCCAGAAUAGAGUACUACUCCCGGUUCUCUCCAUCCCCGCUGUCCAUCAAACAGUUCCUUGACUUCGGCCAGGAGAAUGCGUGUGAAAAGACGUCGUACAUGUUCCUCCGUAAGGAGCUCCCAGUGCGCCUGGCCAACACCAUGAGAGAGGUCAACCUGCUGCCUGACCAGCUGCUCAGCCAGCCCUCGGUCCGACUGGUCCAGAAGUGGUACAUGCAGAGCUUUGUAGAGCUGCUGGACUACGAGAACAGAAAAGGGGAGGACCCUCAAGUUCUGAAUGAUUUCCUGGACUUGUUGAUCGAGAUCCGUAAUCGCCAUAACGACGUGGUCCCGACCAUGGCCCAGGGGGUCAUUGAGUACAAGGAGAAGUUUGGCUUCGACCCGUUCAUCAGCAGCAGCAUCCAGUACUUCCUGGACCGCUUCUACACCAAUCGCAUCUCCUUCCGCAUGCUCAUCAACCAGCACACUUUGCUGUUUAGCAAUGUCACCAACCCCGCGCAUCCCAAGCACAUCGGCAGCAUCGACCCCGCCUGCAACGUGGCCGAGGUGGUCCGAGAUGCCUACGAGACAGCCAAGAUGCUCUGUGAGAAGUACUACAUGGCUUCCCCUGACCUCAAGGUUGAAGAGUUUCACGCUCAUGCUCCAAAGCCUAUCCAGGCUGUGUACGUGCCUUCCCACCUCUUCCACAUGCUGUUUGAGCUCUUCAAGAACUCCAUGCGAGCCACGGUAGAGCUUCACGAAGACAGCGAGGGCGGUCUGCCACCGGUGAAGGCCAAAGUGACUCUGGGAAAAGAAGACCUCUCUAUCCUGAUCAGUGAUCGAGGAGGCGGAGUUCCCCUACGGAAGAUCGACCGUCUGUUUAACUACAUGUACUCUACGGCCCCCUCGCCCAGCUUUGAACCAGGAGCUGUCCCCCUGGCCGGGUUCGGCUACGGCCUGCCCAUCUCGCGGCUCUACGCCCGCUACUUCCAGGGGGAUCUGAAGCUGUAUUCCAUGGAGGGGGUGGGCACCGACGCCGUCAUCUACCUGAAGGCCCUGUCCAGUGAGUCGUUUGAGCGGCUGCCUGUGUUCAACAAGUCGGCCUGGCGCCACUACAAGGUCGGCCCCGAGGCGGACGACUGGAGCAACCCCAGCACGGAGCCCCGGGACACCAGCGUGUCCAAGUACAAGGCCAAGAGAUGACUCCCCCCCCCCCCCCCCCC